CACACCGUGAAUAUGUAAUUUGUAAACAUCCGCAUUGCAGACCUUUAUUUAGACCUAAGCGGUGAUACGUUUUGUUUUGUGAAAGAAAACAUAAUCAAGAUGGGUACCUGUAAGUGUGUGGUUAUCACCGUCAUUGUUCUGGUUGUUAUUAUCACGGUGAUAACAGUAGUAUCUACUUCACUGAAGAAACUGGAUUCAGAAGAAAUUGGUAUAAAGUAUGAUACGAUUCGGAAAAUUUUGGAAAAUACCACAGAAAGAGAAGGUUUACACACCGGACUUCCUGGAUUCAAAUUCAUCAUAUUUCCAAGUGUAUACACAUCACUUACAUUUAACCAUCUAGAAAGUUUUAACAAAGAUGGAGUUCAAAUUGUCCUAGACGUAACCUAUCAGUACAAAGUCAGAUCGGACAAACUAAGGGAGGUAAUCCUUGAAUUCAGGGACAAAGAUGGUUACACGAAGAUUCUCAAAUAUGAAGGAGAAUCUGCUAUACACGAGACAUGUAGCCAUUUCAACACAUCUCAGUUCCAGGCAGAGCGUGCCAAUUUUCAGGUUAAGGUCAAGGAGAACAUAAUGGUCAGAUAUAAAAAGCUGAACGCAGAAAUGACAGAUUUACAAGUGAACAAUAUUGCACGACCUACAGAAUACGAAAGUGCCAUACGGAGUAAAGAAAGGGCCAGGGAAGACAUACGGGUAGCCAAUAACGAACGUCCAAGACUUUUGACGGAGGCUGAGACACAGAUACGUGAAGCUGAAACACAGGCCAAGAUCAUCAUUGACAAGGCAGAUUCUGCUGCACGUAUUUUAGCUAACAGAGGUUUGACAGAAGCACAAGCUAUAAUCGCCCAGUUUGAAAAAGAGGCUGAAGCGUACACGAAGAUUGUUGAAGCCUCAGGACUUGGAUUUACUAUUGAUGGCUUCAUUUCCUAUCUUGGUGUACGAGUUAUCGCUGAUGCAAAGAAUCCUGUCUACAUAGGCUUGGACAGCCCAGCAAAGACUGUUUAUCCUUAAAACAAAUUGUCUCCCUUUGUGUGCAUCCGGGCACAUUUAAAAGUUGUAUUUAUCUGCAGUGCUUAUUAUAUCAUAAUGUUAAAUUUUUCAAAAUGUGAGAUAUGUUGAUAUAAAGAUUCAAUGUUUAA
Molecule: messenger RNA, 1136 nt
Organism: Mytilus trossulus (common blue mussel)
Lineage: Eukaryota; Metazoa; Mollusca; Bivalvia; Mytilida; Mytilidae
Exons: 7
Coding region: 100-1008 (302 amino acids)
Source: RefSeq, a predicted model, not a curated record